AUGUAUCUACCCCAGUCUGUCCAUUAUCUAUCUAUCUAUCUAUCUAUCUAUCUAUCUAUCUCAGGACUCGCGGUAGCUGGUCUGCUUUGCACUCUUCCUCUUCCACUGCCAUCAGGAUCCACCGACCAACAUCCUCAUCAUCUUCUUCUUCUUCCUUUCUUUUUCACCCUGCCUUUCCCCACUAUUUCUGAUCAGGGCCAUUCUUCUUCUGUUUCUUGCCGCCAUAUCCCCAGAACGCUUUCUUUUCUCUUUACCUUCACAUUUUCUUUUCGACCCAAACCUCUCAUAAGGCAAAUCCACCCCACGCACCCUACUCAGCCUGGCGCACACAGUUUUCCUACUUCUGAGACCACCAUUUUCAUUCUGCAUCCCUUGACCCCAUCGAGCCUACCUAAUGUUUUCUUUCGACUCUUUCCCGCCUCUAUUUCUCUCUUCCCGACAUGCACCUUUCCUUCUUUACAUCUUUCUUUCUUUCUUUCUUUCUUUCUUUCUUUCUUACAUGUCUUCCCUACUCAGACAUUCUCUUCAAAUUACUUAUAUGCCAAAUUAUUGUAUCUAUCUAUCUAUCUAUCUAUCUAUCUAUCUAUCUAUCUAUCUAUUUUGAUUUGUUCCUUCAUCUAUCUAUCUAAUCAGGAUGAGUGA
Molecule: messenger RNA, 642 nt
Organism: Acanthosepion pharaonis
Lineage: Eukaryota; Metazoa; Mollusca; Cephalopoda; Sepiida; Sepiidae
Source: the annotation of a GenBank genome assembly